Molecule: messenger RNA, 939 nt
Organism: Lates calcarifer (barramundi perch)
Lineage: Eukaryota; Metazoa; Chordata; Actinopteri; Centropomidae
Product: olfactory receptor 6C1-like
Exons: 1
Coding region: 1-939 (312 amino acids)
Biological process (GO): G protein-coupled receptor signaling pathway
Cellular component (GO): membrane
Molecular function (GO): olfactory receptor activity; G protein-coupled receptor activity
Source: RefSeq, a predicted model, not a curated record
AUGCCUUUACAGAAUGGUUCAGUCACAGUAACAGAAUUUAUCAUAGGUGGUUUUGACACAACCAAAAGGCCUAUUAUAGCCGGUAUGGCUGUACUUAUUACCUACAUUCUAGCCGUUUUCGCCAACAUUGUAAACAUCCUCUUCAUUAUUUAUGACAAGAGAUUACACAAACCAAUGUAUCUUCUGAUUUGCAACCUUGCUGUUGUUGAUAUACUGUACAUCUCCAGUGCCAGUCCAACAAUGAUUGGCGUUCUAGUUGCUGGUGUUAACACCAUAUCCUAUGUAUCCUGUUUUAUUCAGAUGUUUGCUUUCCACUUGGGAGGGGUGAUGGAAAUGUUUGCUUUAGCAGUUAUGGCAUUUGAUCGAUUGGUUGCUAUCAGUUAUCCUUUUCAGUACCAUAGUUAUUUAACAAAUGGACGUACUCUUGUCCUUACAUAUGUCCUGUGGCUUGUUGCCUGUGGUUUUGUAGCUGUUUUUCCUGCAACUCUGAUUCCUCUCCCUCACUGCCACUCAACACUGAAGUACACUUUCUGUGACUAUGCUGCCAUAAUGCGCACCACUUGUGUCGACCCUAAUUACUAUUUCAAUCUGGUUUCUAUCAUAAUAUUUUUUCUUUCAUUUUUCACUUUCUUUUUUAUUUGCCUGACCUAUAUUGGGAUCAUAUAUUUUGUGAAAUUAUCAUCAAAUAAUGAUAAAAAGAAAAUGGGCAGCACUUGUUUGAGUCACUUGAUUGUGGUAACAUGUUAUUAUUGUGCGUUAUUUAUCCUCGUUGUUUUGACCAGGUUAGGUGUGGUGUUAACUCUGGAGGAACGCAAUGGCUUACUGAUCGGAACCAUCUUUGUACCAUCUCUUGUAAAUCCUUUUGUUUACUGUUUUAGGACGAAAGAAAUCAAAUAUAAGAUCUUUAAGAUAUUCAAAAAAGUUGAGGCUUCUCAGUAG